GCUUUGCUGACCAGCCUGCUCACUUGCCUCCCUGCCUGCUUCUGACAGCCUUGAAUGCCUGGUUCUUCGAGCACCUUGUGGGUCUGACAAAGCAGGGACCAUGUCUACUUUUGGCUACCGAAGAGGACUUAGCAAAUAUGAAUCCAUCGAUGAGGACGAACUCCUGGCUUCCCUAUCAGCAGAAGAGCUGAAGGAGCUAGAGAGGGAGUUGGAAGACAUUGAGCCUGAUCGCAAUGUUCCCGUGGGGCUCAGGCAAAAGAGUUUGACCGAGAAAACCCCUACAGGAACAUACAGCAGAGAAUCACUCAUGGCCUAUUGGGAAAAAGAGUCCCAAAAACUCUUGGAGAAGGAAAGGCUGGGGGAAUGUGGAAAGGUUGCAGAAGAAGACAAAGAGGAGAGUGAGGAAGAGCUUAUCUUUACAGAAAGCAACAGUGAGGUUUCUGAGGAGGUGUACACAGAGGAGGAACAGGAGGAGGAAGAAGAGGAGGAGGACGAGGAGGAGGAGGACGAGGAGGAGGAGGAAGAAGAAGAAGAAGACAGCGAAGAAGAGGAAAACGAGAGAGGCAUGAACGGAACUGUGAAUAGCUGCAGUGUCAACGGGCCAAAGACCUUUAAGAGUCAAAUCGAAAACAUAAAUUUAACCAACGGCCACAGUAAAAGGUCCACGGAGGCGCCGACGGCCGCCAUCCACCCGUGCGGAAACCCCACGGUCAUCGAGGAUGCCUUGGAAAGGAUUCGCAACAAUGACCCGGACACCACGGAAGUGAACUUGAACAACAUCGAGAACAUCACCUCGCAGACCCUCACCCGCUUCGCCGAGGCCCUCAAGGACAACACGGUGGUGAAGACCCUCAGCCUGGCCAACACGCACGCCGACGACAGCGUGGCCGUGGCCAUCGCCGACAUGCUGCAGGUCAACCAGCACAUCACCAACGUCAACGUGGAGUCCAACUUCAUCACGGGCAAGGGCAUCCUGGCCAUCAUGCGCGCGCUGCAGCACAACACCGUGCUCACCGAGCUGCGCUUCCACAACCAGCGGCACAUCAUGGGCAGCCAGGUGGAGAUGGAGAUCGUCAAGCUGCUGCGGGACAACACCACGCUGCUGCGGCUGGGCUACCACUUCGAGCUCCCGGGACCAAGGAUGAGCAUGACCAGCCUGCUCACCCGGAACAUGGAUAAGCAGCGGCAGAAGCGCAUGCAGGAGCAAAAGCAGCACGAGGCGCACGAAGGCGGAGCCCAGCUGAGGACCAAAGUCUGGCCAAGAGGCACGCCCGGCUCUUCGCCCUAUGCGUCUCCCAAGCACUCGCCCUGGUCCUCCCCGAAAGUCUCCAAGAAAGUGCCCACCGUGAAGAGCCGACCCCCUUCUCCCGUGGCCCCGCCGCCGCCGCCGCCGCCGCCCCCUCCUCCGCAGAAGCUGCCGCCCCCGCCGCCGCCGCCCCCUCCUCCGCUCCCCGAGAAAAAACUCAUCACCCGCAACAUCGCCGAGGUCAUCAAACAGCAGGAGACCGCCCAGCGGGCCUUGCAAAACGGACAGAAAAAGAAAAAGGGCAAGAAGGUUAAGAAACAGCCCAACUCCAUCCUAAAGGAGAUCAAAAAUUCCCUGAGGUCCGUGCAAGAGAAAAAAGGCGAAGAGGGCUCGCGACCGUCCACGCCCCAGAGGUCGGUUCAUGAGAAUCUCAUGGAAGCCAUCCGGGGAAGCAGCCUGAGACAGCUGAGGCGGGUGGAAGUUCCAGAAGCCCUGCGAUAAAAACACCAUGGUUAGAAGAGGAUGCAGAUUGAUUCAAUGGUAUUACAUAGAAUGCAUUGUGAGAGGUUUCUAUAACACCUUCAUUUUGAAAUGUUCCAUGACUCUUAAAAUAGCCUUAUCUAUCAGUUCCAAAGAGAAUUUUAAAACAAUCAGCAUGUUUCUUUUGUAAAUAUGAAAGUAAAUGUCUUUUUUUUCUAAUGUCAUGAGCUUUGUAUUGGCAGGAAGCAACUUAUAUAAAGAUGUUCUUCAUAAUUCUGGAUAUGUUGGUAUAUGUGAGCUGUAAUGAAUUAAUCAAAAUAGGCUGUUAUUUUUGUAAUCCUAAUAAAUUUGCAUUGAAUUUUU
Messenger RNA from Sorex fumeus (smoky shrew), 2089 nucleotides. It is a transcript of the gene LMOD2, whose product is annotated as leiomodin 2. Lineage: Eukaryota; Metazoa; Chordata; Mammalia; Eulipotyphla; Soricidae. Gene Ontology annotation, cellular component: myofibril; striated muscle thin filament. The record is from RefSeq and is a predicted model, not a curated record. Bases 101 to 1747 code for a protein of 548 amino acids. The transcript is spliced from 3 exons. Gene Ontology annotation, molecular function: tropomyosin binding. Gene Ontology annotation, biological process: pointed-end actin filament capping; muscle contraction; myofibril assembly.